GAUAUAAACAUAAUUUGCAACAAAUCUAAGCUCAUAAUAUUUUCGAUUUUCAACGAGUUUAGUAUUUUUACAAUAAUAUUGCGAUAAAAUAUUUUUCUAAAAUAAAUAGAAAAUGUUGAAGUUAUUUUAUUUGACAAUUUUCGUCUGUUUAUUUAAAUCGACAUAUUCGUCAGUAAAUAGUGAAGUGCCAUGUCCACGACUAGAACUCGAACUUGAGGAUGGAAAAAGAGAAAUAAAAGAUGUCGACGCCUUCAUUCCACUGGUGGAUGAUAUGAAAGCAUCUAAAGAAAACGGUACUUACUACCAUUUAUUUGGAGAUGAGGGUGAUGAAAAAAGUAUAAUGUAUUACGUUCGUUGUAAGGAACCGGAGAUACAUUUAACGAUGUCAGACUUGGCUGAAUUAACUAAUAAGCUCCUUAUGCUCAGGGAAGCUGAUCGUUCAUUAUUUCAUUUCGCUGUUAAUAAUUGUCCGAAUUUCCUCGGCAAUUUUAAGACAUAUGUACUCAAGUCAAAGAUACAACUCUGUUACUUUCCUCCAGAUUCAUUGUAAUAUUUUAUAAUUACAGAGAAUUAUUUUGUAAAUAUAUUUUGUAAGUUAUAAGAAAUAAAAAUAACAUAAUUUGGUUGAAACUAGA
Messenger RNA from Microplitis mediator, 635 nucleotides. RefSeq lists its product as uncharacterized. The record is from RefSeq and is a predicted model, not a curated record. The transcript is spliced from 2 exons. Bases 113 to 550 code for a protein of 145 amino acids. Lineage: Eukaryota; Metazoa; Arthropoda; Insecta; Hymenoptera; Braconidae.